AUGACAGACGUUGUUAGCAUUAUUGAAAGGGUCAUUUCGUUGGGCCAGCAAAUCGCUGAGCGACUAGAAGCGCAUACAGAAGCUGCCCAGAGUCUCUUGAAGUUGGAGAACAUUUUGGGAAUGCUCAAAAAUAUGCUCGCCGACAUUGAUUACGCCCGUGUUAAUAAAGCCUAUAUUGUCAGUAUCAAAGACGCCCUUGAACGAACACAGAAGGUUUAUAUGAGGUGUGCCGAGGAUCUUAAUAUAAAGGACAAAAAGUCUAUCGCUGGCAAACUCAAGAAAAUCGCUGGAAUAUAUAAAGCCCCCAGUAUCUUAGCUGACAUUCAAAAGUCCAUCGUAGACGUUGAAAGCCAUCUUAACAUCACAGAUAAGGCUUUGAGUAUUAUACAACGCGUUCAGACUUUAUCCACACCUACGAUAGUUUCAACAACUACUUCAACUACCACAACCACUUCUACUAAUAUGCUAAGUUCGGAAUUGAAAGAGGCGCUAGCCAAUACAAUAGAUGAAUUAGUGUCAAGGCUUAAAAGCGAUUGUCAACAGCUUCAAGAAAAGCUCGAACGUUGUACACUUUCCACUGAAUCCUUUACUAUUGAAAACUUAGGAAGAGAUAAUCCCGAGGCGAUUUCAUUUUGGAAGGAACGUUUCAGGUCUGCCGAGCUCAGCAUAUCAUCUGUUGCUCCAUACGAGAAUAUGUACGUCUCAUGGGCUCGGUUUGUUCACGAACUCGAGGUAACCUUUCAGCUAAAGAAUAUUCCAACCGCAAUUAUGAGGAAUGGCACCAUUGACGACUUCCGUCGGUAUGGUAACAGAUAUUACAUCGAUUCAACCGUGACGCGCGAUCUCAAAGACAUUCGACCACUUUGGAUUCCAUACUUGCGAAAAGCAUUGGAUCCACUCUAUAAAGGGUACAUUAAACCACAUGAUUACUUGAAUUUCCUUGGUGAAGAUUCGUUGUCCAACAAACUGAGGCAAGUCGUUCUCGAUAGCUGUGGAUACGGUAUUCUUGUGGAAUGUCAGCGAACAAGUGGUGAUAUUUCCCUUCCUUCUGAAAUAGAGAGUCCUGCCCACAGCGUUGGUUGGAUGUCCGUCUGUCAAAUCGUCUCGGUUCCAACAUCGACGGAACUUGGCAUAUUCAUAUACGAAAAGAACGCACAGCAACGUUUUAACAACCUUAUUGAAAACAUCACUUAUCCUAAAAACGACAUCUGGGCGUACGUUCGCUACCUCCAAACUGGCCAAAUCGAAAAAAAACUUAUUUCAAAGAACGUACGAAUGCUUGGUGGGCUUCGUAUUGGAACCUCAAUUGCUAUUUUGGAAACCUUGGAAAAUGGUUUAAGUGCUUGGAGUGACAGCCAUUUAAUCGUGGAGCUUAAAGCUUGUGUUGGUGGUCGAUAUAUUGUGACCGCUGGAUCAGGAGAAAAUGUUAUUGUGUUUAAGACAAAGCCGCAAACUGGCUUUAAUGAUCUGAUACAGAAUGACCAACUCGAUGACUUUGACGAUAUUCCAGAAUUUGAUUAUUGUAUUUUGGGGCCCUCGACGGUUUUUACUCAGGAACCUAAAAUUGGUGAGAAGAUCCAGAUAAAUGUGGACGGAUUAUGGCAUGAUGUCAAAGUUACCGCGGUCAAUGGUAAAUUUGUAAAACAUAUUGACGAACUAUAUGCACAACAAAAAAAUCCUGCUAGAUGUUGGUGUCCGUGGACGGAAGGAAUAUCGAGUUCGGAUAUUAGGCCUUAUCGGUGCCUUCACGUUGGUGAUCUUGUUGAAGCACCCGUCAUAUACCAAGACUAUCUUUUCCGUUACUAUUGCCUCGAAGAAUCGCAACUUUAUCUCCCAGCUCGAAUUAUUGAUGUUCAGGAUGAUCAGUAUCUGGUCAAGUUUAGCCCUGCUGUCAGUGCUUACGCUUGGUGGCCUGGUAAUACUUCAAGUGAUAACGAAUUUCCACGCGAACUAGGUUCUAAGGAAACUGUUAAGAAUCCAUUUGAUGGCAUACAAGUUACCAUGAGUAUGGAUCGGGUUCGCCCUUACAUUGCUGGACCACACCCUGUUUUGGAUACACAGUCAAUAAGACCACAUAGUUGGUCAGCGUUUCAGGGCGUUCAAUUCACAGACUUGCAACAAAUCGAUGAAAAUAUUCUGUGGAAAUGA
This is a messenger RNA of Funneliformis geosporum, 2148 nucleotides long. The record is from the annotation of a GenBank genome assembly. Lineage: Eukaryota; Fungi; Glomeromycota; Glomeromycetes; Glomerales; Glomeraceae.